AGAUGAUGAAUCAUCGGAAGGUAGUUGUUGAAAAUUUUAAAAUAAAUCGUAAAAAAACGAUUUGGCCAAUAAACAAAAAUUACUUGUCAAAGCCUAAAAAAAUUACUCCUCCUUCGUUAUAUUCUCCUGCAAUCGCAACAAGCCAACAAGGUUUUUAAUCGUUGAGCUGUUUCGUUUGAUCGCCGAUUUAAGGAAAAAAAUAGGAGAGGUGUCUGAAUAUGUGGGCAGCUUCAUGCCUUGCGUCAUGCUGCGCCGCGUGCGCUUGUGAUGCUUGCCGAACGGUAGUGUCAGGGAUCAGUCGCCGGUCCGCUCGUAUAGCUUAUUGCGGUCUCUUUGGGCUGUCUCUGAUUGUUUCAUGGAUUCUUCGACAAGUUGCUGCUCCUCUCAUGGAGAAAAUACCGUGGAUUAAUCAUUUCCACAAAACACCAGAUAGAGAAUGGUUUGAAACAGAUGCUGUACUUCGAGUUAGCUUGGGAAACUUCAUGUUCUUUACUAUCCUAUCUAUCAUGAUGGUUGGUGUAAAGAAUCAGAAGGACCCUCGUGAUAAUUUGCACCAUGGCGGGUGGAUGGUGAAAAUAAUCUGCUGGUUUCUUUUAGUCAUUUUUAUGUUUUUUGUUCCAAAUGAGCUGAUCAGCUUUUAUGAGGCAACAUCAAAGUUUGGUUCAGGAUUAUUUCUUCUUGUUCAAGUUGUGCUUCUGUUGGACUUUGUCCAUGGAUGGAACGACAAGUGGGUUGGAUAUGACGAGCAAUUCUGGUAUGUUGCCUUGCUUGUUGUUUCUCUUGUGUGUUAUGUGGCAACCUUUACUAUUAGUGGAGUUCUUUUUCACUUCUUUGCUCCGUCCGGGCAUGACUGUGGGCUGAACACUUUCUUUCUAGUGAUGACCCUUAUUUUCGUCUUUACCUUCGCUAUUGUCACCCUGCAUCCUUCAGUGAAAGGAAGCAUUUUCCCAGCAUCAGUUCUAUCUCUGUACUGCACAUACCUUUGCUAUAGUGCGCUUGCAAGUGAACCUAGGGAUUAUGAAUGCAAUGGCCUUCAUAAGCACUCAAAAGCUGUUUCCACUGGCACACUAACUCUUGGGCUACUUACUACAGUUUUAUCUGUAGUCUACUCUGCAGUUCGUGCUGGAUCAUCUACCAGUUUGCUUUCCCCACCUAGCUCACCACGUGCUGGUAAACCUUUAUUGCCGUUAGACAAGGCCGAUGGGGAUGACGAGAGUAAGAAGUCAAAGCCGGUCACGUAUUCAUAUUCCUUCUUCCACAUCAUCUUCUCUCUUGCUAGCAUGUAUUCUGCAAUGCUACUCACAGGAUGGUCUACAUCCGUUGGGGAGAGUGGGAAAUUGGUCGAUGUUGGAUGGGCAUCUGUUUGGGUUAGAGUGACAACUUGCUGGGUGACUGCUGCUUUAUUCAUUUGGUCUAUGAUUGCUCCGGUUCUCUUCCCAGAUCGUGAGUUCUGAGGAUGCACACUAUCCCAUAUCUGCAUGAACAUUAUUAUAACGACUGCAUGGUAUGUAAAUGUUGUGUGCCGUGACACUCCUAAUGCUUGUGUAUUGUUUUCAUGACAAUAUAUGCAUGAUGGUUGUGAAAGUCAACAAUUGCUUCUGAUGUCUAAAAUGCAUGAAUUCAACACUAUUUAGAAAAUGUUUAAUGCUUUUCUGUGUGGACACUUUAGAUAAAGAGCGUACAUAUAUUAUGUGUACCCAAACUCCCAAAGAUCUGGCCGGGACUCUCAACACUCGAGUUCAAUUUGAAUUUGUUUUCAGUGAAAGCAAAUGGAAAAAUUAGUACCUUACUAAACAUGGUUUUAAAGGUCAGUUGUACGUGAUUAUUGAUCCUCGUAGGGAUAUAAUAACUGUCUUAAAAUGAGUACCUUAGUGUCUGCUUUGAUUCAAUAGAAAUAAAAUGUAAGAUAUUGAUGAUCUUUUAUGCCAAAUUGUAUGACAAAUUGAGAUUUUGUGAGAAGGAUCCAAAUGAUAGUAGUUAAAGAGACUCUAAGAAAGAUUAGUAAAAGAAAGCAGUGGGUCGAGAAGGUAUAUGUAUCGAGGUCUUGAAAAGUUUGAGAGAGAAGCAUCGAGUUGUUAACACUUUUCUGGAACAAGAUUUGAACAAAU
Molecule: messenger RNA, 2108 nt
Organism: Cuscuta europaea
Lineage: Eukaryota; Viridiplantae; Streptophyta; Magnoliopsida; Solanales; Convolvulaceae
Source: the annotation of a GenBank genome assembly